CUCCUCCUCCUCCUCCUCCCCGGAGCCCGGAUCUGUCCCCGCGCCGGCCGCAGAGUGACAGGAACGGGACGGAGCCGAGAUGGCGGCGGCCGACGGCGACGACUCGCUCUACCCUAUUGCGGUGCUCAUCGACGAGCUGCGCAACGAGGACGUGCAGCUUCGCCUCAAUAGCAUCAAGAAGCUAUCCACCAUUGCCUUGGCCCUUGGAGUGGAAAGGACUCGAAGUGAGCUCUUGCCCUUCCUUACAGAUACCAUCUAUGAUGAAGAUGAGGUCCUCUUGGCCUUGGCAGAACAGCUGGGAACCUUUACCACUUUGGUGGGAGGUCCUGAGUAUGUGCACUGCCUGCUGCCACCCCUGGAGUCACUGGCCACAGUGGAAGAGACGGUUGUACGGGACAAAGCGGUGGAGUCCUUGCGGGCCAUCUCACACGAGCACUCGCCUUCAGAUCUGGAGGCCCACUUCGUGCCACUGGUCAAGCGGCUGGCGGGUGGCGACUGGUUCACCUCCCGCACCUCAGCCUGCGGCCUCUUCUCUGUCUGCUACCCCCGAGUGUCCAGUGCUGUGAAGGCAGAACUUCGACAGUACUUCCGGAACUUAUGCUCAGAUGACACCCCUAUGGUGCGGCGGGCCGCAGCCUCCAAGCUGGGGGAGUUUGCUAAGGUCCUGGAGUUGGACAACGUCAAGAGUGAGAUCAUCCCCAUGUUCUCCAACCUGGCCUCUGACGAGCAGGACUCGGUGCGGCUGCUGGCUGUGGAGGCAUGUGUGAACAUUGCCCAGCUUCUGCCCCAGGAGGACCUGGAGGCCCUGGUGAUGCCCACCCUGCGCCAGGCUGCUGAAGACAAGUCCUGGCGUGUCCGCUACAUGGUGGCUGACAAGUUCACAGAGCUCCAGAAAGCCGUGGGACCUGAGAUCACCAAGACAGACCUAGUGCCUGCCUUCCAGAACCUGAUGAAGGACUGUGAGGCUGAGGUGAGGGCCGCAGCCUCCCACAAGGUCAAAGAGUUCUGUGAAAAUCUCUCAGCCGACUGUCGUGAGAAUGUGAUCAUGACCCAGAUCUUGCCCUGCAUCAAGGAGCUCGUGUCAGAUGCCAACCAACACGUCAAGUCAGCACUGGCCUCGGUCAUCAUGGGCCUUUCUCCCAUCCUUGGCAAAGACAACACUAUUGAGCACCUCCUGCCCCUUUUCCUGGCUCAGCUGAAGGAUGAGUGCCCUGAGGUGCGGCUGAACAUCAUCUCCAACCUAGACUGUGUGAAUGAGGUGAUUGGUAUUCGACAGCUCUCUCAGUCCUUGCUCCCUGCCAUCGUGGAACUGGCUGAGGAUGCCAAGUGGCGUGUGCGGCUGGCCAUCAUUGAGUACAUGCCUCUGCUGGCUGGACAGCUGGGUGUGGAAUUCUUUGAUGAGAAACUCAACUCCUUGUGCAUGGCCUGGCUGGUAGAUCAUGUUUAUGCCAUCCGGGAGGCGGCCACCAGCAACUUGAAGAAGCUGGUGGAGAAGUUUGGGAAGGAGUGGGCCCAUGCCACUAUCAUUCCCAAGGUCUUGGCCAUGUCUGGAGACCCUAACUACCUGCACCGGAUGACUACCCUCUUCUGCAUCAAUGUGCUGUCUGAGGUCUGUGGUCAAGACAUUACCACCAAUCACAUGUUGCCCACUGUUCUGCGUAUGGCUGGGGACCCAGUUGCCAAUGUUCGCUUCAAUGUGGCCAAGUCCCUACAGAAGAUAGGACCCAUCCUCGACAACAGCACUCUGCAGAGUGAAGUCAAACCCACCCUGGAGAAGCUGACCCAGGAUCAGGAUGUGGAUGUCAAGUACUUUGCCCAGGAGGCUCUGACUGUUCUGUCUCUUGCCUGAUGCUGGAAGAAGAACCAUUGCUGGCCUCUGGUGUUCACCCUCCAAGUCCCACCAACCACCUCCCUUGGGAAGAUGGUGCAGGGCCAUUGACUGUCACUUCCUGUGCAUGGUCUGACCCAGGACCCUUCCCCUCGCACGGUUCCUCCUCUCCUCCCUGUAGCUUGGAAAGACUUCUCUCUCUCCACUUCCCAAGGGGCUGUGGAAGUACAAGGUGGGACUUCCUUGGGAGGAAGGAGCCACUUCUCCCCAUGUUGGAGGAAAGACUUGGGCAUCCCAGGCUCCUGCUGCUGUAGUGGGGAUCCCUCUCACACCUAUUUACCCAUCUUUUCUUCCAUUCCCUUCAACCAUGUUUAUUUUGUGUCAACUGUGCCAUUUUUAUUUUAUUCCUUUUCUCCUCUUUUCAUAGAGAAAUAAAGGUCUAGAAAUAGUC
Jaculus jaculus (lesser Egyptian jerboa) is the source of this 2279-nucleotide messenger RNA. RefSeq names its product serine/threonine-protein phosphatase 2A 65 kDa regulatory subunit A alpha isoform. The transcript has 15 exons. Gene Ontology annotation, molecular function: protein phosphatase regulator activity; protein binding. The coding region runs from base 80 to 1849 and encodes 589 amino acids. NCBI's taxonomy places the organism in Eukaryota, Metazoa, Chordata, Mammalia, Rodentia, Dipodidae. The record is from RefSeq and is a predicted model, not a curated record. Gene Ontology annotation, cellular component: protein phosphatase type 2A complex; cytoplasm. Gene Ontology annotation, biological process: protein dephosphorylation.